AUGACACCCGUCCCAGAGCAUGAAACCCGUGGCAACGAGCUUGGAUCUCAGAGCAUGAAACCCAUGGCAGCAAGCAUGAUACCCAGCACGAGAAACACCUGGCAAUUAGCAGCCCAGGCUCAGAGUCCUGGGGAUGAUUAUGAGCUUCACCCAAACUCGGCUGCCACAGGAAAUAUAUUUGUGGUAAGCCUUGCUGUGGCAGAUUUGGUGGUGGCCAUAUACCCAUAUCCCGUGGUACUGACAUCAAUAUUUAGAAAAGGAUGGAAUCUUGGAUACCUCCACUGCCAAAUUAGUGGAUUCUUGAUGGGAAUCAGCGUUAUAGGAUCUAUAUUCAACAUUGCUGGAGUUGCAAUCAACCGCUAUUGUUACAUUUGUCAUAGCCUCAAAUAUGACAAGUUGUACAGUGACAAAAAUUCAUUGUUUUAUGUGAUUCUUAUUUGGGUGCUAACAUUUGUUGCCAUUGUGCCAAAUUUAUUUGUUGGAUCAUUACAAUAUGAUGCUCGGAUCUACUCGUGUACAUUUACACAGUCGGUGAGCUCAGCAUACACAAUCGCAGUGGUAUUUUUCCAUUUUAUUCUCCCAAUCACUAUAGUAACUUUUUGCUACUUACGCAUAUGGAUCUUGGUUAUUCAAGUGAGACGUAGGGUAAAGCCAGAUAACAAACCCAAACUGAAGCCCCAUGAUUUCAGGAACUUUUUGACAAUGUUUGUGGUUUUUGUGUUGUUUGCUGUCUGCUGGGCUCCUUUGAACUUCAUAGGUCUGGCUGUUGCAGUGAAUCCAAACACAAUUCUACCCAGAAUCCCAGAAUGGUUGUUUGUUGGUAGUUACUACAUGGCAUAUUUCAAUAGUUGCCUUAAUGCUAUUAUAUAUGGUCUCUUGAACCAAAAUUUCAGAAGGGAAUACAAAAGGAUUGUUAUUUCUAUCUGUACUGCUAAGAUAUUCUCUCAAGAAAGUUCCAAUGAUGGAGUAGAGAAGAUCAAAAGCAAACCGUCACCAAUGUUGACAAACAAUAAUCAAGUUAAGGUUGAAACAGUAUAAAACUGGAUCAUGUUAGCAUACGUAUAUAUUUUCUUAAAUGGGAAAUCUGCCCAAACAUUAUUUUUAAGUCAGAUGUGUGAAUAUUACCUUGUACCCUACCACUUUCAACUAUGUACAAUGUUCUUCAUUAUACCACGGCUUACUGGUAUUCUCAUGGCUAGUAACAGGACCCAGCAACUGAGCUGACUGUCUCUGAAUAAAGAUUAGAAUUGUCUAUGCCUGACCACUUACACUGAUUGAUGCUUCCUUCUGUGAGACCUCUUACUGAACAGACAAUCUCAAGGCACUGGAAAAAGGAUUUUUGGGCUUGUUCUGUGAGGAGUGCAGCCUACAGAGUAACUGGAAAUACAAUCCUCCCAGCCAUAAAUAUCAAAAAGUAGCAGGUGACAGAUACUGUGUCCAUUAUAUAAAGUACAGAUCCCUAGAAAAUGUAUUUUCCAAUGACAAAUUUGAAUGAAAUGUAGAAAUAAAACACAUACACCAAUAGGUAUGUGUUAAAGGAUAUUUAGUAAAAUACUUUUCUGAAUGGAAUUCUCCUUUAAUACAUAUAUUUUUAUGAUGCUAAAGUUACCGUUAAACCUGUUAUUGGCAUUUAUUGGCCAUAAACUCAUGUCAUAUGUCAUACUGCAAUAAAAUACCUCUAAUGAAGAGAUUCAGGGCACAUUAGUAGAUGUAUGUAACUUUAAUUUCCACAUUAUACUUCUACUUAGCAAUCAGCCCAACGUUUGGUCUUGUACAAAUAGGAAAACAUUCUGUCAGAUUGGCUUCAUUCCCUUUUAUGUCCAGAUUUACAUACUGUAUAUUUAGCAUACAAGCACAUGGACACAGAUGUACAGUACCUUGUAUGAAGUUAUAAACAUAAAUGCUUCAAUAUAAUUGAUUGACCAUUCACUCUUCCAAUAGAACUGUUGUAAUUUGGGUCGCAUUGGCAAAUGCACUUAAAUUGCCAUUAUUAAUGUGUCAGCGACAAGGGCAAUAUCUCUGUGUGUGUGUGUGGAUGUGUGUGUGUGCGUGUGUGUGCGUGUGUGUGUGUGUGUGUGUGUGUGUGUGUGUGUGUGUGAUAGAGAGAGUGAAUGUUUCUUUCACGUGAACUGCCCGUCUAUAUCAAACCAGUGGAAUGUACUGAGCUAAUUGCUGGUCAUGUGAAGCCAUGAACAUUCACAAUAAAUGUAUUUUAGCCAAAGUGAAACAUCUAAUUAUCUUAUCUAUUCUGCACUUGACACACAUAAACGUAUCUGGGACAUUUUUACCGAGCACCGAGUGAUCUUUUUUUUUUAAUUGUGAAAUCGUGAACAUUUAAGAUAGAAAUAAAACAGUAUAAAUAAUAAUAAAUUAACAUCUUAAAACGACAUCAUUAUUUUGUGAACUAAAGAAUAUCUGAUUGUUGAAAUCUAUUGACUGUAUAUAUUAUUUCUUCUCCACAGAGGCCUAACCACUGCUUAUAAACUUUACAGACUUUGCACUUUAUCUGCUUGGAUAUGUUUUACAAAAAUACUUGAACAGGAAUAAGAUUUUGGCAGCUAUGGUAUGCGGUUACACCAUCUACAAUACGCUGUAGGUGCCUGAGGAAGUAUAGACUUUUCAUAGUGAUUUUAAAUAAUUUAGAAUGCAUGCCAAUACAUUGCCAAGGAUCGUAAUAAUAUUUGUUUACAAUUACCUUUAACAAUCUGACAUAUAUACUGUGUAAAUGUCAUUAUAGCAUUUUGAACAAGAAGGACAGGUUUGCUUUGUCUUUACAAAUGUGUUUUGUCCUUAUCUGUGGUGUAAUAGAUUUGAUCUUUAUUUUGGAAAUGAAAGAUGGAUUUCCCACUGUUGGAAUUAGUGAUGGCUAGAGAUGAGAGAACAUUUCAAAACACUUCCACUAAAUAGUCACUUCAUUUGCUAUGAAAGUUGACUUUUUUCCAGUCCUCACCCAACCACAUCUUACCGCAUAUACACUAUACAAUAUAUACUGUAGUUUGUACAGCCGAUGAAUGAUAUAUCGUAAGUGCAUUGUCAUGUGUGUAUGCAUGAUAUAUCUGUGAGCAUCGUUGUUCACAGACGUAUCUCAUCUGUCCUGCGGCACACCAGAUGACAAUAUAUCGGUACAUCUGGCUGUGUUUGCAGGUGGCCGACAAACCUGUUAUGCCGGCCACAGGAACCACCAACAAUGACAUCACAACUGGUCUGGAAAAUUUAAAUGUCCACCUGGUUGUUAUGUCUGGACAGACAUAUCAUAUGGCCAAUUGGUAAGUGUGUAUGCUUAAUAAAUUGGUAAGCUGGUCAGCAGGUUGGUCAGGUGGCCGGUAGGUUGGUCAGGUGUGUACCCAGCCUUAAACUAUAAAUUCAAUAAAAUGCAAAUUUACACCUACAGUAUGGAAACCACAGUAUAGCAAAGAAAAAGAAGAUUUUAAAGACUGUUUUAGAACUUUGCACCUCUGUACCAACACAGAAUAUUUUUGUGAAAAUUUUUACACAAAUUCACUCAUCUCUAGCUCUAAAAUGGUCAAUGGUUUAAUUUGUGUCUAUUUGCCUUAUUUGAAAUAAAUUAAAUGAAUCAUUUUAUUUUGAUGUUUCUUUGACUAAGUGUAUUAAGAUUUUGGCAGGUUUGUAGCCUGGAAAAUCAUUU
This is a messenger RNA of Pseudophryne corroboree (corroboree frog), 3646 nucleotides long. RefSeq names its product melatonin receptor 1A (gene MTNR1A). Gene Ontology annotation, biological process: G protein-coupled receptor signaling pathway. The transcript has 3 exons. Bases 1 to 1038 code for a protein of 345 amino acids. Gene Ontology annotation, cellular component: plasma membrane. Lineage: Eukaryota; Metazoa; Chordata; Amphibia; Anura; Myobatrachidae. Gene Ontology annotation, molecular function: melatonin receptor activity. The record is from RefSeq and is a predicted model, not a curated record.